Messenger RNA from Rodentolepis nana, 1422 nucleotides. NCBI's taxonomy places the organism in Eukaryota, Metazoa, Platyhelminthes, Cestoda, Cyclophyllidea, Hymenolepididae. The record is from the annotation of a GenBank genome assembly.
AUGUUUAAAGAAGUCAAACCCGACGUAAAAGCUUUUGUUGAGAAACAAAAGAGGGAAAGAGAGCAACGUAAGACUGAUAGAGAUAGACAAAAUGCUACGCUUCGAAUACAGCCGGCUAAUGAAUCUGACUCCACUAUGUUAAAUCUCCUACUUUCUUUUGUUCUUACAAUGACCAAUUGUAAUAAAUGGAAAAUUUUAAAGGAUGAAAAGCUGAAACCGGGAUUAAAGACAAUCACUGAUUCUUUAACUCGAUAUAUUGUUUCCCAAGGCCUCUAUCCUGCUCUUAAGCAACUUCUACUGAAAGGAUUGGCCUUGCAUAUUCCGGUGCUCACUCAGCUCUCUUUAACUGCAAUAUUCUCCCUGGUCUUACGGCCGAUGAUUUUAAAUGAUUUCUCCUCCGAGAGCAUCUCGCUCUUUGUCAUUCACAUUCUCUCUGUACCCGGUUUUGUUCUUCACAUAAAUUCUCUUGCCAAUGAAACUUAUGAUGUUAUUGUUCAAGAAAGGUUGUGUUCUCGGGUUAUCACCUUCCUCUAUGAAAAGCUGCCAGAUCCGUCGCUUUUAAGCAGCUUUGAUGGAUCCUACAUUCUAUGUCUAAUUGCUAAUUUGAUUCAACUUAGCUUACUUGAGGUUGAAGUUCUUGUCGAUCUUUGUGAAAAAUUUUGUAUUGUUCUCUCGAAACUCCUCGAUGUGCUGGGUGGUUAUGUCGGUCAGAAAAAGUCCAAUCUCACUUGCUGGCAUCCAAUUCUUGGAUGGUUCUCAAAACCUCUUGAUAACUUUCUUCAAACAUCUGAACCCCACGUUCGCAAUCAGCUGCGUCUCCUAUGGCACGGCAGAAUGGUUCGUCUUCUUUUUGCCGAUCUGUACCAACAGGAGGGUCUGGACAGCAGCGAUCCAAAUUCUCUCACUCCUUCCACAUCCCAAUCAAAAACUCCCCGCUUCCGACUCACUGAGCAAACUGAUAGUGAGAGACGUGCUGUGGAAGGUCUUUUACCCGUCAAUCCACCCAGUUUUGUCUCUAGACACAAUGGUCGAGGUUUCUCUGAUCGAUUCGGCCUAUCGGCUUUCCUGAGGCAACUCAAAGGGCGGACACCUUCUAAAAGAGAUGAGAAGACUAAGUACGCCCAUCAUUGGCCUCGGGAUAAUGGUUCAGUGAAACUGGAGCAAUUGCCCAACAGUAUCAAGGCGGUGUGCAUGCUCUACUGCUUUACUAUUGGAUCAUUGAAGGAAAUUCGCAAUGACAUUCUAGCGGGUUUGACAUUGGGUGACUUUUUGCCCCGAAUGUGGCGCCUCAUCAAUUGUGCUGGCUCCGUCAAGGAUUGGGCGGUGCUACUUACCCUACCAAGGGCUGGAUGGCAACUUGAACCACAUUCCUCUCAUCUCCUUCAUCUUUUCGCUUCUGCAACUUCAAACCUUCUAAUGUGA